UCCAUAUGCCAUGGGUGUGGCCCUAGAAAAGACAAAAAAAAGAAAAAACCCACGAGUGAUAGAUUAUCAGAUUACUUUGAGAUUUGUCAGGUUUGCUUCUGGCCAGUUUUCUGAUAAGGAGAAACUUCAGAGAAACUGAAGGAGGGGAAAGUUUGCAGGCAGGAAUCUAAGGAAAACUAAAUUUACAUUCCUCACCUCUUUAACCUGGGUGACAAAAAUUGUCCAUUAAGGUAUUUGGUCACAUGACUAUAAAGGUAGCUUUUGCUUCAUAAAGUUCUUGAAGCUUCCUGGUGGCUCAGUGGGUUAAGAACCCAGAGUUGUCAGUGCUAUGACACAGGUUCUAUCCCUGGCCGGGGCCGGUGUGGUGGACAAAAAUAAAACAUAAUAAAUUUCUUGUCUUAUGUUUGUUUUUGUCUUUUUAAACUAGGGAAGUUCUAUGGGAAUUUAACAGAUACCACAGAAACAUCAGUUCCAAGUCCCCAUUUUCCACAUUGAUACAGUGUAUCUUUUUCGCAUGGAAAUAAAAUUUAUGGAAUAUAAAGUCUAUUGUAUUUGAAAGCUCAACCUGCAGAAGUCAAAUUUUUUAAAACUUAAAAAAUAUCAGAAAUUGCUUUGGCAAGUUUCAAGGAGCAAAUAUUUUAUGAUCUAAAAUACUUAAUAUGUCACUGUCACUUGCAUUUGACACAGAUUUUGUCAUGAUGACAUGAAAGAUCUGCUGAAAUGGUUAUAGAUUCAAGACGAAUCUGUAAGCUCAGGAAAUAAUUGUAGUAGAGGGUUUUUUGUUGUCUUUUUGUUGUUGUUGGCUUUGUUUUUUGUUGUCUUUUUUUUUUUUCCUGCUUAGCAUCAAAACCACCUGCUCUUGUUUGGAAAAUGAAAAGGUUUGUGAGUCUAGAUUGAAGUCCAAAAAGCCUGAUAACUUUUCCUCUUUCCUGGCAGCUAAGACACAUGGAUAUCACCUCAUUUUGGUCAAUUGAACGUCCUUACCACUAUCUGUAAAUAGAGAAUAGUGUUACAAGGAAGAAAUAAGAGAUUGGAAUUAGUCCCAGUGGCCUUGCAUUGCCCCGUUGUGUCGGGGUCCAAGUGUCCAGCUAUAAUGAAUGGCCCCUUAACCAGGCUGUACCUUUGACCAUGGGUCCAGCUAUCUGCUUUCCCCAGGUUGCCAAACUAUCAGAUAACCAUUCAGGAAAUUGUGGUUUGUUGUUGUUUUUAAGUUUCCAGGCCAGGAAUCCAAUCUGAGCCACAGCUGUGGCAAUGCCAAAUCCUUUAACCCACUUUACCGGGCUGGAGAUCAAAUCUGUACCUCUGCAGGGACACAAGCUGCUGCAGUCGGAUUCUGAACCCACUGCACCACAGUGAGAACUCCAGGAAAUUGUUUUCUUACCUAAGCACAAGAUGAACAGUUACGGUUUUUGCCUUAUAUACAAUCCCUGUUUAGAGUUGUAGGAAAACUCUUAUUGACUAAGGAUGCUGCAAGGCCAUUUAUGAGCCCUGCAGUUUCCUAGAUAAUAAGGGGCCACCAGCCUAAGCUCCAGGAGAGAAGAGACACCUAGCUGGAGCUGUAUACUGAGCUCCUAGCUCAGGGCCCCAGCACACAUGUUUAGUAAAUUUUUAUUUGAUUUUGACCUGAACAAAUAAAAUAGUAACGCCAGGCUGUAGUUCUUCUCAAUAGCUAUUUAAAAGUUUUGGAUCCUCUCUGCUUUUAGUGUUGAUUUUCCUUAGGAAGGAAGAGAACUCAAAAAUGGUGACACUGAGGGUUUUAAUUCAGGUAAAAAGGAGGCUGUGUUUCAAGGACCAGAAAUGAGGAAGUCGGAAGGAAGGAGAUUAGGUUUCUGCUGUGAUAAAUUGAACCUGUUUAAUUCUAUGGCUUUUACAUUUCUAACUAGGUUGAACCAGUUGUGUCACUCAUUAGGUAGCUUUCGAUUUGUUUGAAAAGUACAAGAGUCCCUCCUACUGGACCUUGAUCCAGCAAAAACAACUUACCUAACAACUUCAGACCGGCACCACGACACCUGCACGAAGAAUGUUCUUUAGUUUUUUAAAUGGUUCUACCCGUGUGAUUUAUUUAAGCUUUCAAAAUGAUCAGAAAACUUUUUAUUGUCCUGCUUUUGUCGUCUGAGACUCUUGGAGAAGCAAAGGAAUCAUUUCUCAGUUUUCCAAAUGUCGAAAAGACUGAAAUACUUUUUUUCACAAAGACUGAAGAAACCGUUGUUGUAAGGUCAAGUUACAGAGGUAAACAACCAAACUCCAACUACCUCUUUGUGCAGCUAGAAGAUCCUAAAAUGCUGCAAGUGGUAAAUGUGACCAAGACCUCAUCGGAUGUUACGAACUUUACCAUAAACCUGGUGACGGUUGAAAACGGAGAGACAAAUUUAACCAUUCAGCUGUGGGAUUCUGCAGGUAGGCAAGAAAGACUCAUUGAAGAAAUAAAGAAUGUCAGAGUCAGGGUGCUCAAACGGAGACAAGACAACCUUUUCCAGGCCUCAAACCUUAUGGACAGAAACAUCCUAAUGCUUUUUCUACCAAUGAUACUGUUAAAUAAAUGUGCGUUCGGCUGCAAGAUCAAAUUCCAGGUGUUUCAAAUGGUAUGGAAGAGACCUUUGCCAAUAAUUCUUGGGGCAAUCAUACAGUUUUUUCUUAUGCCAUUUUGUGGAUUCCUUUUGACGCAGAUUUUGGCAUUGCCUGAGGCACAGGCUUUUGGAUUUGUAAUGACCUGCACCUGCCCGGGAGGGGGUGGGGGCUAUCUCUUUGCUCUGCUUCUGGAAGGAGAUGUCACUUUGGCCAUUUUGAUGACUUGCACGUCAACAUUACUAGCCCUGAUAGCGAUGCCUGCCAAUUCGUAUAUAUACAGCAGGAUGUUAGGGUUAUCAGGUACACUUCAUGUUCCUAUUUCAAAAAUUAUGUCGACUCUCCUUUUCAUACUUAUCCCCAUAUCAGUGGGAAUGUUCAUUAAGCGUAGACUCCCCGAAAAAGCAACUUUCCUGGAGAGAAUCAUUAGACCUCUGAGUUUUAUUUUAAUGUUUGUAGGGAUUUCUUUGACUUUCAGAAUGGGAUUCGUGUUUCUAAAAACAGUUAAUCUAGAGGUGCUUCUGUUGGGUCUGUUAGUUCCUGUAUUGGGUUUGUUGUUUGGGUACUUUUUUGCUAAAAUUUCUAUGCUGCCUCUUCCUGUUUGUAAAACGGUUGCUAUCGAAGGUGGGGUCCUGAAUAGUUUCUUAGCCUUUGCCAUUAUUCAGCUUUCUUUUUCACAGUCUGAUGCAGACUUAGCUUCUGCAGCUCCUUUUACAGUGGCCAUGUGCUGUGGAUGUGAAAUGUUACUGAUUCUUCUGCUCUACAAAGCUAAGAAGAGAUGUGUCCUUAUCAUAGAAGAGAAAAGGCAAAAAAAUCUCCUGAUCUAAUUGUUAUGCCUGGGUCUGCAGUUCCAGCUCUGUCACCAGAUGGGUGACAUUGGUUAAGUAGCUUAAUCUCUCUAUGUCUAAAUUUAUCUGGAAAGCGGGGAGAAUGAUAGUACCUACCUCGUGGCAUUGUAAAAAUUAAAUGAGUUAAUAUUAGCAAUGUUCUCAGAAUCAUGCCUGACACAUAGUAAACUCUAAAAUUAUUAUGGUUUC
This is a messenger RNA of Phacochoerus africanus (Common warthog), 3602 nucleotides long. It is a transcript of the gene SLC10A5, whose product is annotated as solute carrier family 10 member 5. Gene Ontology annotation, molecular function: bile acid:sodium symporter activity. Lineage: Eukaryota; Metazoa; Chordata; Mammalia; Artiodactyla; Suidae. The record is from RefSeq and is a predicted model, not a curated record. The transcript has a single exon. Gene Ontology annotation, cellular component: membrane. Gene Ontology annotation, biological process: bile acid and bile salt transport. The coding region runs from base 2076 to 3392 and encodes 438 amino acids.